Messenger RNA from Talaromyces marneffei, 1737 nucleotides. RefSeq lists its product as uncharacterized. NCBI's taxonomy places the organism in Eukaryota, Fungi, Ascomycota, Eurotiomycetes, Eurotiales, Trichocomaceae. Gene Ontology annotation, molecular function: CoA-ligase activity. The transcript has 6 exons. The coding region runs from base 1 to 1737 and encodes 578 amino acids. The record is from RefSeq and is a predicted model, not a curated record.
AUGGUCUUCUUCCCUCCUCGCAGCUUCCCACCGUUGCCCCUGAUCCCAGAUGAUGUCGCAAUCUGCGAUUUCAUGCUUGACGAGAAACAUGGGAGAUCUACCUUCAGCCACUCACAAAACCCCUACACCUGUGGUCUCAGCGGGAAAUCAUAUUCAUGGCUGGAAGUGAGGGACCGUGUUGACUAUCUUUCGCGUGCUCUUGCCAAAGAGUUCAAUUGGCAUCCCAAUCGUGGAACAGAGUGGGACAAGAUCGCUGCAUGCUUCCUUGUAAACACGAUUGAUAACCUCCCUCUAUACUGGGCCCUUCAUCGACUGGCUGCUGUAGUCACACCAGCUAAUGCUGCGUACUCUGCCGCCGAAUUGACAUAUCAAUUGAAAGACUCCAAGGCUACUGCUUUGUUCACAUGCGCCCCGCUUUUAGAGACAGCUUUGAUUGCCGCAAAACAAGCUGGCAUCCCCUCUAAUCGCAUAUAUAUUGUCGACCUGCCUUUGGAAUUUGUAGGCAGCUCAAAAACGCUGUCACAAUUCAAAACCUUAGAACAGCUUAUCGCAGCAGGAAAGUCUUUACCAAAAGUCGAACAACUGAAUUGGGGGCCUGGAAAGGGAGCGCGGACGACUGCAUUUGUGUGUUAUUCGAGUGGAACAUCAGGUCUCCCGAAAGGAGUUAUGAUAUCGCAUCGCAAUGUCAUCGCCAAUUCAAUCCAAAUCUGCACCUACGAAGGCACAUUUCGCCCAACGAGGACGGAAAAACCCUAUACUGAAGUAUCAUUGUGCCUUUUGCCUCAGAGUCACAUCUAUGCAUUGGUUUACAUUUGUCAUGCUGCACCUUUCAGGGGUGAUGGCGUCAUUGUGCUUCCUAAGUUCGAUAUCAAGACAUUCUUGAACUCUAUACAGAGGUUUCACAUCAAUACUCUUUUCCUGGUGCCUCCCAUUAUUAUAACAAUGCUGAGGAGCAAGGAAUUGAUGAAGAAAUACGACAUGUCAAGUGUGACGUCUAUUUUUACUGGAGCUGCACCUCUUGGAGCUGAAACUGCAAAAGAAAUACAGGACGUAUUCCCUGACUGGGCAAUUAGGCAAGGAUACGGUUUGACUGAGACUGCCACUGUUGUAUGCGGCACAACAACCACGGACAUCUGGUUUGGCUCAAGUGGUAACAUCCUACCAGGAGUCGAGGCAAGAAUCGUUUCCCCAGACGGCAAGGAGAUUCUCGAAUACGAUACUCCAGGUGAACUCGCGGUCCGCUCACCGAGUGUUGUGCUAGGGUAUUUGCAUAACGAAAAGGCUACGAAGGAGACUUUCCGUGAUGGCUGGAUGUUUACCGGAGACGAGGCUGUGAUGCGUAUUGGUCCUAAGGGAACAGAACACCUGUUCAUCGUGGACCGAAUCAAAGAGCUCAUCAAAGUCAAGGGAAACCAAGUUGCACCUGCCGAACUCGAAGCCCACAUUCUCGAACAUGAACUGGUGGCGGACUGUGCUGUGAUCGGAAUUCCUGAUGAAGCUGCUGGCGAAGUGCCCAAAGCGUUUGUUGUGAAGUCGCCAUCAGCAACACAAGAUAAUGCUGCUACUAUAGCAGCCAUCAAGAAGCACGUAGAAGAUCACAAAUCGCGGCACAAAUGGUUGAAAGGUGGUGUCCAAUUUCUGGACGUCAUUCCCAAGAGCCCUAGUGGUAAGAUCUUACGACGGUUACUCAGAGACCAGGAGAGGGAGGCAAGGAAGAGGGCCGGCAGCAAGCUGUGA